Messenger RNA from Durusdinium trenchii, 393 nucleotides. The record is from the annotation of a GenBank genome assembly. NCBI's taxonomy places the organism in Eukaryota, Dinophyceae, Suessiales, Symbiodiniaceae.
AUGUUGCCAAGCAGUUUGCAGACUUUGACCUUUGGCUACAUGUUUAACCGGAAGUUGAACGCCGCCGCCCUGCCAGACAGCCUGCAGACUCUUACCUUCGGCUUUCUGUUUAACCAGAGCUUGGAAGGUGUGACAUUACCAAGCAGCCUGCAAACGUUGAGCUUCGGCGCCUAUUUUAACCAGAGCUUGGAAGGUGUCAUCUGGCCAAGCAGUCUGCAGACUUUGACCUUUGCCGAGAAAUUCAACCAGAGCUUGGAAGGUGUUGAUUUGCCAAGCAGCCUACGGAGCUUGACCUUCGGCAGUGGCUUUGACCAAAGCUUGGAAGGUGUCACUUUUCCAAGCAGCCUGCAGCACUUUGGCUUCAGGAGUUUCAGGAUUUCUUGCAGUGCAUAA